CGCUCACCAACGCUGCCACUCCCCCCGGCUCUGUCUUGAUCUGUACUCCCUUCCAACUGACAUACCCUUCCUUUUCACCUCUUUUUUCCUGUGUUACAAGAUACCCAAGGCGUGCUUCAGCAUCCUACGUUGAACCGCCUCUUACUAUGACGGCCCAAGACCCCGCGGCUCCCCCGCCCCCACAACAACCACCACCUCCAAUCCCCCAGCAAACCUCACAAACUUCACCAUCACAGCAACAACCGCCCAACGAGCCGCCUCCAUAUUCCAGCGCAGUCGUUUCUGAACUUCCUGGUAAUGUCCCAGAAUCGCGAAGCUCGACAUCACACGAUGCCCCUCAAAAUACCAGCGAAUCCUCGGAGUCGGCGAGAGUGAAACCUGAAGGUUCGAACUACGCAGGCGCAUACCGGCCCUCGGAUGCUCAGAACAUUCCUCCUCCCAUCACUGUAACGGAUCACCACCCCGACUUUUCUUCUGCCCACUAUGAGCACAUGCCGGGCACGUCUCCAUCCCAGGCGCCUCCAGCAUACACCGAACAGCCAGGCAUUCUGGAUGACACUGGAAAUCAGAUGGGUGGCCAGGCCACGGUCGCUGACGAUGGUCGUGUCAACAUCAACAUCAACCAAAAAGAUCGCACCCUAUCGCGUAUAAUCCUGCCCCAGCUACAGCGCCAGCUCACCCAGGUCAAUCGGGACCCCGCUCCUCCUCCCCCGUAUAUCCCUGAAUUUCUCGGUGGAGUUCCCGGGCAAGAGCCACCACCUGCUCUCAAUGUGGUCAUACAAGUGGUUGGAUCUCGGGGUGAUGUGCAGCCGUUUGUGGCGUUGGGUAAAGUGCUCAAGGAGACGUACGGUCACCGCGUUCGAAUGGCUACACAUCCUACUUUCAAGGACUUUGUGACGGAGCAUGGUCUGGAGUUCUUCAGCAUCGGUGGCGACCCGGCAGAGUUGAUGGCUUUUAUGGUCAAGAAUCCCGGUCUGAUGCCUGGCUUUGAUACUCUGCGGAGUGGAGAAGUGGGCAAGAGGAGACGAGGUAUAGCGGAGAUGUUGCGGGGGACGUGGAGGUCGUGUAUCGAGACGGGUGACGGUCUUGGAGUGGAUCCUUUGAAGCAGACGGUGGAAGAGUGGAUGGGUGUUGAGGAUCAGCUGCCCGAAGCCCUGAAGAAGCCGUUCGUGGCCGACGCCAUCAUUGCGAAUCCACCGAGUUUUGGACAUAUUCACUGUGCGGAGAAACUCGGGAUACCUCUUCAUAUGAUGUUUACCAUGCCAUGGUCUCCGACACAGCAGUUCCCGCAUCCUCUGGCCAACAUCCAGUCCUCAAACACCGAUCCUACCAUCACCAACUUCAUGUCUUAUAUCCUGGUGGAUAUGCUGACCUGGCAAGGUCUGGGCGAUGUGACGAAUAGGUUUCGUAAAGAGUGUCUCGGUCUUGAUCCCGUCAGCAUGAUCUGGGCUCCGGCGAUGCUGGCACGAUUGAAGAUCCCAUGGACAUAUUGCUGGUCCCCUGCUCUGAUACCCAAACCAAAGGAUUGGGCGAACCACAUCCAGAUCUCUGGCUUCUACUUUCUCAAUCUUGCAUCGAAUUACACCCCCGCCCCUGAUCUCGCCCAGUUCCUGGCUGCCGGCGAACCUCCAGUGUACAUUGGUUUCGGAUCCAUCGUUGUUGAUGACCCAAACGCCAUGACCAAGAUGAUCUUCGACGCGGUUAAGAUGACGGGCAGACGAGCGCUCGUCUCGAAGGGCUGGGGAGGUUUGGGGGCCGACGAUCUUGGUAUACCGGAAGGAGUUUUCAUGCUCGGCAAUGUACCUCAUGACUGGCUCUUCAAACAUGUCGCAGCCGUUGUACAUCACGGAGGUGCCGGAACUACCGCCGCAGGUAUCGCCGCAGGCCGACCCACCGUAGUUGUGCCCUUCUUUGGUGACCAGCCGUUCUGGGGUGCAAUGACUGCGAGAGCUGGAGCUGGCCCGGAGCCGGUCGCAUACAAAGAGCUGACGGCUGAGAAGCUGGCCGAGUCUAUCAAUCACGCUCUGAAGCCAGAAUCGCUUGAUCGAGCUAAGGAACUUUCCGAGAAGAUUAGCCGCGAGCAGGGUUCGCAGAACGGAGCACAGUCUUUCCAUCAGCUGCUUCGAUAUGAUGAACUCCGAUGCGCGGUUGUUCCUCAGCGACCGGCUGUUUGGAGAGUCAAGCGCACUCAGGUCAAGCUUAGUACGAAGGCAGCAACUAUUCUCGCGCAAGAAGGCGAACUGAACUUCUCCGAACUCAAGCUGCACCGCCCCCGCGAGUACGAAACAGACGAAGGACCUUGGGAUCCCCUUACUGGUGGCGCUACAGCAUUGAUCGGUACAGGAACACAGAUUAUGAUGGGGGUGGCUGAUUUUCCCAUUGAAACACUCAAGCUGCUCAAUAUCCAUCCCGAUUCGGCCAAGAGCAGUAAAGGCAAAGGAAAGGCGAAACAGAGCACAGAUGGGUCCAGCACGCAAGACAAGCUGGGGACGGGCAGUGUUCAGGAUUCUGCUGCAAGCAGUAGCACUACCUUGCCGGGUCUUGCCACCCCUGACAGCUCUAACAGCACUGAGAUGCCAAGUCCCUCGCACAAGAAUUCGUUCAUGGCCGAAGCCAUGGCCUCAUCUUCGCAGGUCUCACGCCCAUCUUCCCCGGGUGGCCAUCGUCGUCUGUUGUCAAGGGAUAACAGCGGUUUCUCCCGAAGUCGCAGAUCGUCAACAGCAACCGAAGAGCAACCGUCUACGCAGACGAGGCCCGCGUUUGACUUUCGCUCGAGCUCGAAUAAAAUGAACGCUAGGAUGAACGCCGACUCGUUGGUCGGCACUGGAAAGGGUAUCGGCAGAAUCGUGGGCGCAGGGUUCAAAUCACCAAUGGAUUUCUCGAUGAAUGUUGCCAAGGGCUUCCACAAUGUACCGAAGCUAUACGGGGCGGAGGUCAGGCAAGUCGACAAGGUCACCGAUUUCAAUAGUGGUGUCAGGACCGCCGCUAAGUUUGGAUUUGGUAUGUAUGAUGGCAUUACAGGCCUCGUCACCGACCCCUACAAGGGAGCCAAGAAAGAGGGUGCUGUCGGGUUUGUCAAGGGCGUUGGUCGUGGCAUCUUCAGUGUGCCGUUCCGCGUCAUGGGAGGGGCUUUUUCAGUCCCAGCAUACGCCAUGAAGGGCCUGUACGCAGAAAUGGUCAAGAGCAAGGGCGCGAACGCGCAAAACUACAUCAUUGCCGCACGUAUAGCCCAAGGAUAUGACGAAGCGUCGAAUGUGUCCGCGCACGAGCGAGCCGAGAUCGUUGCUAGAUGGAAAUCUGUAAAGGUGGACACGACGAAGAAGAAGACUGUCGGCGAGAAGAAGAUGGAUUUCUUGCACCAGCACAUGGAGAACAGGAAAAGGCAGGGACGAAGAGACACCGCGCCAGGGUCCUCCAGCCAGCCUACAGCCACACGCGAUACACUCGCACACGCAAAUACCUAUCCCACCGCCCCAACCCCACAGCAACACCUCUCCGCGGACGUCGAAAAAGAAGAGCUCCGUCUCAUGGAAGAAGCGAUCCAAGGCUCCAUCGCCGAAACCUCGCGCGGCAAUCCCGAAGAAGACGAAGUCAUCUCGCGCGCCAUCCGCGCCUCCCUCGCCGAAUUCGAGCGCGAACCCGCCGAACACGAAGACGAAGACCAGGUCCUCGAACGGGUCAUGACCGCCAGUCUCCAAGAAGCCCAACGCGCCGGUGCCACAGAGGAAGAACAGAAACUGCUCGAGGAAACGCUGCGCAAGUCGCUGCUAGAUACUUCGGCCCGGCGUGUGCAUGGCUCGGAUUCCGAGUGGGAUUCGGACGAUACGCAGGAGGACGAGAAUUACCAGCGCAUCAUCGACGAGUCCCAGAAAUUGGCCGAUCUGCAUCGCACCGCGUCGAGGGAUAUCGCCGCGCAGGAAGAAGAAGAGCUGAAAUUGGCGCUGAGGCAGAGCGAACAGGAUCCCCCUGCUCCCACCGCCAACGAAGACGACGAGAUGCUGCGCAAGGCUAUCGCGGAGAGCGAGAAGCUGCGUGAGCGGGAAGGCGCUGGGGGUGGUGGUGAUGCGGAUGAAGAGGAGUUGCUGCGGAAGGCUAUGCAGGAGAGUGAGCAAGCUGAGAAGCAGAGACUCGAGGAGUUGGCGAAGCAGAGAAACGAAGAGGAUAUUGUGUUGGAGUACGUCAAGAAGCAGAGUUUGGCGGAGGAGGAGCAUAAAAGGAGGGUGUUUGGCGGGAGGGAUACGGGCGGAGAGAGCUCGAGGGGUGCUGGGUCUGGGAGCGGAGUGUGA
This is a messenger RNA of Periconia digitata, 4286 nucleotides long. The record is from the annotation of a GenBank genome assembly. NCBI's taxonomy places the organism in Eukaryota, Fungi, Ascomycota, Dothideomycetes, Pleosporales, Periconiaceae.